This is a messenger RNA of Cyphellophora europaea CBS 101466, 261 nucleotides long. RefSeq lists its product as uncharacterized. The annotation marks the transcript as partial. The record is from RefSeq and is a predicted model, not a curated record. NCBI's taxonomy places the organism in Eukaryota, Fungi, Ascomycota, Eurotiomycetes, Chaetothyriales, Cyphellophoraceae. The transcript has a single exon. Gene Ontology annotation, molecular function: 2 iron, 2 sulfur cluster binding.
AAGGAUAUCGAAGAGGCAACUGUUGUUUUCUGUAAAUCGAAGCGUCAGGCGAAAUGGUACGCCAAAGACCGACAGACGCUGUUACAGUUCGCUGAGGCACAAGGUCUUAAGCCCGAUUACGGCUGUAGGAGUGGGGCAUGCGGAACUUGCGAAACUAAGCUCGUCAAGGGAGACGUGGAUGGUCCCGAGGGGGAUAGAGAUGGAACGAUCCUCAUUUGCAGUUCAAUGCCUAUGAGUGCAGAGAUAGAGUUGGAGCUAUGA